This is a messenger RNA of Colletotrichum lupini, 693 nucleotides long. RefSeq lists its product as uncharacterized. Bases 1 to 693 code for a protein of 230 amino acids. NCBI's taxonomy places the organism in Eukaryota, Fungi, Ascomycota, Sordariomycetes, Glomerellales, Glomerellaceae. The transcript has 3 exons. The record is from RefSeq and is a predicted model, not a curated record.
AUGCCCCCGUGUCUCCACUUUCCCACCCUUCGGGGCGCGGGAUUGGCUGACACUGGGGCCUUGGCACUUCCGCAACCGGCUAUUGGCGCAUGGGGCACCCCACAUUCUCUCACUUGCAACGCGCACGAAAAAAAGAGACUCGGCAACGCUGGGCGAACAGGCAACAGUUUCAUGUACCUUUCUUGUGCGCUGUUUGCGGUCUUCCACCCACCUCCAACGCACAGGCCGCUGCGCCUGCCUCGGCUUCCGCUUUUCUUCUCUUUCUUGGUGCCUGAGAGCGAAAAAGGUCCCUUUCUCGUUCGUCUCGGAUACGAGGAGAAUGCGUGUCCGGAAGGGAAGAAGAAGCCACGGCUUAUCUUUUUCUCUUUUGACCCUUUGGCUCCGUUCCGCUGGUUCAAUUGCCGGCGCUUGCUGGGAAAAGACAUCACCGUGCAUGAUGAUGGUUCUACCCCGAAACUCUGGAAAAUAGUCGGUUGGCGCUGCUUCCAUUCCACAGAGGGAGUGGAACACAAGUCGACGAUGCGGACGUCAUUGGAGAAUCAUAGGGGUCCUCGUGAGGGGCACUCCUCUCUCUGCCCUUUGGUGACCACGAAAUCUGCACUGCCGAGAUGGCGCGCUUUUCUCAAUCCCGCCCAAUCACGACCAUUCCCUUCUCCGCAGUCGACUCCGUCCCUGCUUGGUGGGCGCCUCUGA